Molecule: messenger RNA, 3163 nt
Organism: Coffea eugenioides
Lineage: Eukaryota; Viridiplantae; Streptophyta; Magnoliopsida; Gentianales; Rubiaceae
Exons: 1
Coding region: 126-2924 (932 amino acids)
Cellular component (GO): intracellular membrane-bounded organelle
Source: RefSeq, a predicted model, not a curated record
AAGGAGAGUACAAGCGGAAGAGAUUGACUGGUAAAUCCACUAAGUACAACUCUGGGACUGCAGUUGUUAACAAACUCGACUCAUAAGCUCAUCUUUACAGAAACCAGUUUUCCGAGCGUAGGAAUAUGAAACCUUCUCAUUCCCCUAGUUUCUGUCAACUAACAUGGUUCUGUGCUUUGUUGCUGUUGUUCCUCUUCAGCUUCUUCUGUACAACCAUGGCUUCUGCUUCAGAAAUUUCUUACAGCGAUCAUUGUGCUUCCAUUGUCCCUGAAUCCAGUCCAACUGGUCGUUUUAGUACCCAGUCUCCAAUUCUCCAUUUAGCCACAAGUUACUUCAAGGGUGGGGAGCAAAUUCUUGGAAAGAAGUCAACGGAUCAGUUGUUUAAUAGUUCAGAUGUUUAUCUUUCACUUUAUAUCACUGAAAAUAUCUAUGUAACCAAGACCAGCGGGGUCUACAAGGUUCAGGCUCGCUUGAGGUUCCGAUUGCCCCAUCAGUACCUUAAUUAUUCAGGUUAUGGUCAGUGGUACCACCCCAGGGAUGUCUACCGCAGAAGAUCAUUGAGAUUCCUCUUAAAUGGAUUCUUUUCAGAGCAAUCUAGGAAGCUUUGCAUGGUAGGAAAGGCCUCUUGGCAAUCUGCAGAAGGUAAGCUUCGCAAUCUUGAAGCUGUUUUUCAAUUUAAUCAUGCAAAGAAGAACUCAACCCUCUUAACUAGUUUAGCUAAGGGGACCUUGAAGAGCUUGAGUUCAUCCAAUAGCCCCAAUUAUUUCGAGCCCAUUGAAAUAGUUUCGCUCCCUGUGCUUUCUGAUUACAAUUAUACAUUGGCCUCAAAGGGGCUUGGCGGAGGGUGCCUGGGAGGAAAUGAUAUUCCACCCAACCGGUCCCUUAGCUUGCUGCCAGGAAGCAUUUGCUCGAGGUUCCUUUGGAGAACUUAUGAUUUUGAAGUGGAGUAUGCAGCAGGGUGUAAAAGCACGAGUGAUUGUGGUCCUUUUAAGAAGAAACAUGCACACUUGUCCUUGUCCGCGUUUCAGUGUUCAGAGGAUGAAGAAAAGCUACGAUAUAUAUUGGCUUUUCACAACGAAUACUAUUGGCAUUACCAAUCUUUUGACCCCAAGACAACAUUGAUUGGGGAAGGAUCCUGGAAUAGUGAGAAAAAUCAAUUGUGCAUUGUUGCCUGCAGAAUGCUCAACUCAGACAAGUCUUUAGAAGAUGUUCGUGUGGGUGACUGCUCAGUGAGGUUGAGCAUACAAUUUCCGCUUGUCUGGAAUAUCACAGAUACUAGCAGCAUAGUUGGACUAGUUUGGACCAACAAGACGGCUACUGAUCCAGGGCACUUCAAGGUUACCAGCUCCAACAACAAUGGGGAGAGUUUGCCAGGCCUGAAAUAUGAAUAUACUCAAGUUGGCAAGGCAAGAGAAUUAUGUCCCAGAAAAGAAGUUGUUAAGGAAAAUGGGGACAACUUCCCCAAAGGCAAUUCUUAUGAUAUGAGGUUUGACAUGUCUGUUAAACACUCUAAAGAGGAGAUUGCUUGGGGUAAUGGACUCCCUAUCUUUGUCAACAGUGAACAUUAUGGAGAAAAUUUCGUAAUAACUGAGGAUUCGGGCCUUGGAGAAGUAGAGGAGAGCACCAAUAUUUAUAGUAGCCAGAUGAAUAUCAGCUAUAAAAUAACCUUCUCUUACAUCAAUUUGAAAGAACAGAUUGCUUCGUUGAACUCAUCACUCAAUCAAUGGGGUCAACUGGUAAUCUCUGCCGAAGGUGUCUAUGAUACUGAAACAGGACAUCUCUGCAUGGUAGGUUGUCGAGAGAUCCAUCCCCUUCACAGUAGUGAAAAGUCAUUUGAUUGUGAGAUGAUCAUAGAUGUUGAGUUUCCUCCCUUAAGUUCAAUGGUUGGAAGUUCCAUCAAUGGAGUCAUCCAAAGCAGGCGGGCAAAAACUGAUUCUCUUUACUUUGAGCAGUUGAAUAUAUCUUCAUCCUCUUAUUACACUGUUCAAGCACAGGAAUCCAUUUGGCGGAUGGAUUUGGAGAUCAUUAUGGUCUUGAUCUCCAACACUCUGGCAUGUUUAUUCGUGGCAUCUCAGCUAUUCUAUGUGAAGAAGCAUCCAGAAGUUCUCCCCUUUAUUUCAGUUGUCAUGCUCAGUAUCAUCACUUUGGGUCACAUGGUCCCUCUGGUGCUCAAUCUUGAGGCCCUUUUCAUUAAGAAUCACGAUCAGCAAAACGUGAUUCUUAGAGGCGAUGGAUGGCUUGAACUGAAUGAAGUGAGUGUAAGAUUGGUCAGUUUAGUAGUCUUUCUCCUGCUGUUGCGCCUCCUCCAAUUGGCAUGGACUGCAAGAACGGAGGAUGGAGACGGAAACCAUUUAUGCGCUGCGGAGAAGAAAACCGCUUUCGUGUCUUUACUUCUGUAUGCUGUAGGUGGACUAAUUGCCUUCUUGGUGGAGUUAGAGAAGAAUGGCAAUGGGAAUGGGAUGCCACGUUCUCUAUAUCCUGCUUACAACACCACCAUUCCUGAUCCAUCUCUUGUUAUGUCUGAACAAUCCUAUACAUUGAGGUACCUGAAAUCAUACGCUGGUUUGGUCCUUGAUGGAUUUCUCCUUCCUCAGAUCCUCUUCAACAUAUUCCAGAAUUCAAGGGAAAAGGCACUGUCUUAUUUGUUCUAUAUCGGAACAACAUUAGUCCGCUUGGUACCCCAUGCAUAUGAUCUCUACAGGGUGCACAAUUACAUGCGUCAAGAUUUUUAUGGAUCAUACAUUUACGCAAAUCAUAGUGCAGAUUUUUACUCCAUUGCUUGGGAUGUCAUCAUCCCUUGUGGUUGUAUAGCGUUUGCAGUGAUCAUUUGGCUGCAGCAGCGAUUUGGUGGAAGCUGUGUUCUUCCACAAAAAAUUCGUGAACUCGGCCUGUAUGAGAAGGUGCCUGUGGUUAGCGGUGAGUAGCUUUUGGGGCAAAUGUUGACUGUAGAACUUAUGUUUUGCUUGUGUGGAACUGCUGUUGCAAAAUCUUCAAGCUAAAAUAAGAAGACUGCUUGAAGUUAACUUUUUGUCUUUGUUUUUCUUUUGAGCAAUCAGCAUUUUCUGCUGGGGCUUCCUUCUCAGUUUUGAACACUUGAUGUAAUAUGGCUGUGAAUCAGUAGUGUCAAGUCAGGUUUAAUGCCGGCUUUAUGUUUUACUUUGCA